UUUGUUUACAAAAUCCAAAUCAUCGUAGUUUUGCUACGAUGGCAGGCCGCUUCCCCCCGCAGCAACCGCAGAUGCAAGACCCAGCCAAUACCAGCGGGACUGCCACGCCUUCGAUAACGAGGGCUUCUCCGUUUGCGUCCGGGUAGAUUCUUCUUCGCUACUGUGCUACGCCAACGUGCCGCUGUUCUCACUUGUCCACUGUGAUAAUCUCUGUACAUGUAUUAUACCUCAGUCCUGUAGCGAUGGUGAAUCAGGUUCGGCCUGGGUUUGGCGGGCCUGGGCAAUUUCCUGGUCACGCAGUGCGCACUGCUCCAACACAAUUGUCCACGCCCCUCGUUCCGCAGCGUCAUUUAUCGGCGUCGAUGGCCAGCACUUCAUCCGAUCCGUCGCCGUCACUUUUUGGCGACAGACCUAUUGCCCAGCAAGAUACAGCCAGUGAUUUAUUUGGACAAACCGCACCGCCACCAGCGCAAUCUGCAGCCGACCUCUUUGGACAAACCUCGCCCGCGCCUUCACAACGGUAUCGAUCCAGCACCGACCCGUUUGGCAGCCCUUCUGGAUCAUUCCAGAUGCAGCACGGGCCCAAUGAAGUACCAAGCGGAGGUGGUGGAACAUUGUCUGAAGAGUUAUUCGGUCCGGCUUCUGCGCCAAGGCAAUCAAGCCAGCAAGACAACUACGAGAGCUUGUUCCGCAGCCCAGAAAAAGCGUCGACAUCAACUGCCCCUCAUCUAUCGCGGCAUUCGUCGCUGAAUUCUUCUCAGAGCCCGACACCCUCGCCAUUUAGCAAGUCCCUUCCUCCUCCAUCCCACCCUCGUGCUAACCAGCAACACUCCCUGUACCAACAGCAACAACAGCAACAGCAACAGCAACAGUCGUCCUCACGGUCAUUUGGACAAGCACCGCCUCCUGCUGCACCAUUUUUGGGCUAUGCAGACAACACCCGGUCGCAAUCUUUCCGUGUUCCUCCUGCACAAGCACCUACGCCAGGAUCGCUGUUCCCUGACGCACGAAGGAUCCCCUCCCCGUCAAGAUCAGUUCCCUCUGCAUCACCGGCACCUCCUCCGACAUCCCCUCAAAUUACGGUUGACGCUCCAUCUUCAGACGCACUUGUCGAUGAGUUUUUGAAAAUGCCAGUUGACGAGCGUUUUGCAGAAUCUGAGAAUGCCACCCCUCCCGCUAGCAAGUUGCUUCUUGCAGAUAUCCCAGACACGGUUGAAGGGCUGAAAGCGUUGUAUGCACAGAAGCGGUGGAAAUCUUUGACGAAAAAAUCCCUGUCAAUGCUGCAGAACCCGCCAAAAGAUAUUAAUGUGACGCUGGAGAUCAAGUCCUGGUGGCUUGCCGGACUCAUUAAGGAAGGACACUACGACAAUGCGGCAAGUGUGCUGGACCAAAUCGGUGAUCUUGACGAAAUAUCUGUGGUAGGGGGCACUCCUUUUGUACCAAUUCGUCUGCUUCUCCUUCAAGCGUUACUGAGCAAGUGUCAAGGAAAGUCUGCGAGCCACGAAAAGCAGUUAUUUCACCUGAUAACGCGGCUGAGAGGCGCAAUUCAGCAGAACGAGACGAUUGCUCUCCUGGAUGUUGAUCUGAAAGUAGCCGCGCAAUGGCUACGAAUCGCACAGUUUGCACUUGCGAACCACCUCGUGCACCAGCAAAAGUUCAUGCUGGCUUUGCGUAUCUGCUCUCACAUUGAUGUUAAAUUCUUGGAGGAUGCAGAAAGAGUUGUUGUGCUGUCCCGCGUGGGGCGUAUCCGUCUACAGAUGGGCGACCUGACAGCAGCAGAAAAGUUGUUCGAAGCCGCUCGCUAUCACACUAGUCAGCUAAAGACGGGGAGUGGCAAUGGCGCCGGUGUAACGGCGGAAGUGCUGGCAGAGCUGGAAGCACGUGUGCUAUUAAACGACGGUCUGCUAUUCUUCGCACAGAACAAGCUGCAGGAAGCGCUGAGUGCGUUUGAUUCCAUUCUGUAUAUGCAGAAUGCACAAAGCGCGACUGCCGAGAACUCCGAUGCGGAGCUUUUCCUCGAGGAAGAUGUCGUUUGCUCGGCAGUCAACAACUACGCAAUCUGUGCGCUUUACUGUUGCGACGUCAAGGCGGCCGUGGCUGCGCUGGAACGGAUGAUCAGGUCAAACCCAAAGCGGUUCCUCAACGGCGUGGUUGUGUUCAAUCUCAGCUCGCUCUACGAUCUUUUGUUUGACAACGCCACAAGCAAGAGCCGAAAAGAAAUGAUGAAGAAGAUCGCUCACCUGUACGACCUCGAGCAUGUUGAUCCCGCUACAUACCGCAUUUAAUGAAGGUGAUUUUCACACUUCAUGUUUUUUGCUUUUUUGUCGCUUCACGGUUGUCUUCACUACCAGAAGCUCCUUCCUCUCCCCCUUCGUCAUCGCCGAAGUGAAGAUGACCACCGCCCACCGCUCGUUUUCGGC
Phytophthora nicotianae INRA-310 is the source of this 2420-nucleotide messenger RNA. RefSeq lists its product as hypothetical. Gene Ontology annotation, molecular function: protein binding. The transcript is spliced from 3 exons. The record is from RefSeq and is a predicted model, not a curated record. Lineage: Eukaryota; Oomycota; Peronosporomycetes; Peronosporales; Peronosporaceae. Bases 243 to 2285 code for a protein of 680 amino acids.